Molecule: messenger RNA, 2085 nt
Organism: Closterium sp. Naga37s-1
Lineage: Eukaryota; Viridiplantae; Streptophyta; Zygnematophyceae; Desmidiales; Closteriaceae
Source: the annotation of a GenBank genome assembly
AUGCUCCCUUCAUUCUCCUCCCCCAUCUCCCUCCGCCCAUCCUCUCCCCACGUGCAGCUGGAGUAUCUCUCCUUUCUCGUUCUUGACGAGGCUGACCGCAUGGCCGACCCAGGAAGGUUCAAGGAGCUUUCGUCCAUCUUGGGGAUGCUUCCUCCCACUGCGGCUUCUCUUGCUGCUGCCAAGGCGAAGGAGGCUGCUUUGGCAGCUAGAGACGCUGCUCGGGCAGCCAAAAAGGCAGCUCGGGCAGCUAAAAUUGCUGAGGAGAGGGACGCGGCACGAGGAAAAAAAGGAAAGGGGAAAGCGGGGAUGGAAAAGGCUGAAAAGGAAGGGAAAGGAGAGGAAGAGGAGGAGGAGAAGGAGGAGAAAGAGGAGGAGAUUAACGCGGAGAGGGGAGGAGAAGAAGGAGAAGAAGGUAGGGAGGAUGGGGAGGAGGGAGAAGUGGGAGAAGAGGGAGAAGCAGGAGAAGAAGGAGGAGGAGAGGAAGUGUUUACUCUUCAGCCACCCACCCUCGCGAAAAAGAAGCGGCAAGUUCUGGUCUUCUCCGCAACCCUCGUUCUGCCCGAAGACACGCGCGGGCAGCUGCAAGGAAAAAAGCGAACGCCAGGAGGACCCGGGGCAGCAGAUAGACGAACCGGGAGGAAGAGAGAGAGGGAGGGAGCGCAGGGGGGAGAGGGAGGGGAGGAGGAUGAGGGGGAGAAGGAGAGGGAGAAGGGGUUGGAGAGGGAUAGGGUGGUGGCGGCACUUAUGGAGCUGACUGGCAUGCGGCCGUCCCCUGCCAUUGUGGAUCUCACCACUACUGAUGUGGUGGCCAGUGGCGUGCAGGAGGCUGCUCUAGAGUGUGACGACAGCAUGAGGGACGUGUUUCUCCUCUACCUGCUCCGCAUGCACGGCACCUUUGGUCGCACGCUUGUUUUCUGCUCCGCCAUCUCCUCCGUUCGCCGCCUCGCCUCCCUGCUGUCCCUCCUGCAAGUCCCCUCCUUCCCCCUGCACGCACAGCAGCAGCAGCGCCAGCGUCUCAAGGCGUUGGACCGCUUCAAGCAGCACCCCAGCGGCGUGCUUGUGGCAACAGACGUGGCAGCGAGAGGACUCGACGUUCCCGAGGUGCGUCUGGUGGUGCACUACCAGCUACCCCACACGGCGGAGGGGUACGUGCAUCGCUGCGGCCGCACGGCCCGAGGGGCUGCUUCAGAGGGAUGCUCCGUGGCUCUGGUGACGCCCAAGGACUCCAUCAAAUACUCGUCGCUGCUGAGGAAACUGAAUAAGUCCGGCGCUCUCCCCACGUUCCCGGUCGACCAUAACUACCUGCCCAACCUCAAGCAAUGCGUCAGCCUGGCUUUAAGUGUCGACACUCUGUCCCGCAAGCACUCCAAGGAGAAAGCGGAAACCUCCUGGAAGCAGCGCGCAUCCAAGGCGGUGCAGGUGAAUCUGGAGGAGAGGGGUGCUGACGUGGCAGGAGGGGAGGAGGAGGAUGAGGAUGAGGAGGGGGGAGGAGAGGAGGAGAGGGAGGAUGGGCGGCAGCAGAUGAAGCAGGAGACAAUAGAGCUGCAGAGGAUGAAAGAGGCUGCUCUGCCCACCAAUCUGUACUCACUCAUCCCACUCCGUGUGCCGCUCCCUUCCCUCCCUCCCACCGCACUGCACCUGCCAAUGUACCGUUCCCUUGUGAAUGACUGGCCAGGCUCUGAACUAGAGUGGGGAAGCAGUGGGGAGCAGGAACGGUGCAGGGAGGGGGAGAGCGAGGUGGGGGGCGAGGGGGAGAGCAAGGGGGUCGGCGCGGGGGAAGGGGAGGGUGGAGCGGUGGGGGGAGAGGAGGAGGGGGAAGGGGAGGGGCAUGGCAGCAGCAGAGGGGAGGUGGGGGAGGAGGGAGGGGGAGGGGUGGUGGGGGAAUGGGAGGGAGAGGAGGCAGGGGAAUGGGCAGGGGUGGGGGGAGAGGAGCACAGGCACCUGGCAGGGGGAGUGGUGGGAGAGGGGGGGGAUGGGGAGGGGGGAGGGGAACUGGGGGUGGGGGAGCAGUGGGGGGAGGAGGUGGGGCAGGGAGGAUGGCGGGAGUGGUGGGGUCGAAGCAAGCAGAUGCUGUCACUGCACUGA